This is a messenger RNA of Asparagus officinalis (garden asparagus), 3910 nucleotides long. RefSeq names its product ABC transporter G family member 28-like. The record is from RefSeq and is a predicted model, not a curated record. The transcript is spliced from 14 exons. Lineage: Eukaryota; Viridiplantae; Streptophyta; Magnoliopsida; Asparagales; Asparagaceae. Bases 196 to 3420 code for a protein of 1074 amino acids. Gene Ontology annotation, molecular function: ATP hydrolysis activity; ABC-type transporter activity; ATP binding.
UUCCCUCUCGAAUACAAAUUAGUGAACUAGCCAUCGUAGGUCAAAAAUCUCGCCGCAUCCUUCUCUCUUCCGUCCCUUCCCCAAUUUCCCUCCAAACCCUAGAACAAACACCAUGCCCCAAUUUCCCCGCUCAAUUCUCCCCUCCUCAUCUCUCCAUGGCCUAACCCUAACCCUAACCCCUCAAUUCUCAUCUCCAUGGCGAGAUUGGCCGGCUCUCUCCUCUUCAUCGUCGCCUUGUCGCUCUUCUCUCCUGCGAUCUGCGUCGAUGACGACAGCAGAGACGGAGAUGGCGCCAACGACGUCCCCGUCUUCGCCGGCGUUGUGUACAAGCGACUCAUGGACCUCACCGGCACUUUCAGGAACGAAGUGAAAAGGAACUUGGAGUACUGCAUCAAGGAUGCGGACAAAGAUUGGAAUGAGGCUUUUAAUUUCUCUUCGGAGUUGCAGUUCUUGUCUGAUUGCAUCAAGGAAACAAAAGGGGGACUUACACAACGGUUAUGCACAUCAGCAGAAAUUUCAUUCUACUUCAAGAGUUUAUAUCAGAAUGAUGGAGAAACAGCUAGGAAAACGAAUUAUCUGAAACCAAAUCUGAACUGCAACUUAAAUUCAUGGGUGGAAGGAUGUGAACCAGGAUGGUCAUGCAGUGUUGGGCAAAAAAAUCAGAAAGUCAGGCUUCAAGAUUCCAAGUCGAUGCCUGCUAGAACUAUUAACUGUCGCCCUUGUUGUGCGGGUUUCUUUUGUCCUCGUGGCAUAACUUGCAUGAUACCUUGUCCCCUGGGUGCAUAUUGUCCACUUGCAAGUCUUAACAACGCUACUGGUCUUUGUGAUCCAUACCAGUACCAGUUACCUCGAGGACAGCCAAAUCAUACUUGUGGAGGUGCAGAUAUAUGGGCUGAUGUUACAAAAAGUAGCCAAAUGUUCUGCCCAGCAGGAUACUAUUGUCCUAGCACCAUUAAGAAAAUUUCUUGUAGUAGUGGGCAUUACUGCCGGAAGGGCUCUAUUUCUCAAAUAAGCUGUUUUUACAAGAGCUCCUGUAAGCCAAAUUCUGAAAAUCAAAAUAUUACUUUAUUUGGAGCCUUAGUCAUGGCUGCUCUAUGCUUGUUGUUGUUAGUUAUAUAUAACUUCUCUGGCCACGUUCUGAGUAAUCGUGAGAGAAGGCAAGCCAAAUCCAGGGAAGCGGCUGCUAAGUAUGCGAGAGAAACUGUACAAGCUCGUGAAAAGUGGAAAUCUGCUAAAGAUGUUGCAAAGAAAUCAGCAAUUGGACUUCAGACAUCAUUAUCUCGGACAUUUUCCCGCAAGAAGACAACUAAGCAAGAGUCAGCAAGCAAAGCAUCAAAGAAAAAGGAAGCAAGCAAUUUGACAAAAAUGAUGCGUUCACUUGAAGAAAACCCUGACAAUGAUGAAGGCUUUAAUAUUGAAAUAGGAAAUAAAAACUUGAAGAAGAAUGUUCCUACUGCUAAGGAAAUGCAUACUCGUAGUCAAAUCUUCAAGUAUGCAUAUGGUCAAAUUGAAAAGGAAAAAGCCCAACAGCAGGAAAAUGAUGAUUUAAGUUUUUCAGGAGUAAUUUCCAUGGCAACUGAAAACAAUACAGGUACGAGACCUAUGAUUGAGAUUGCUUUCAAAGACCUCUCGUUAACUUUAAAAGGGAGUAAGAAAAAACUCUUAAAGUGUGUGACGGGAAAACUUAUGCCUGGCCGUAUAGCUGCUCUCAUGGGCCCAUCAGGUGCUGGAAAAACUACGUAUUUAAGUGCUGUUGCUGGAAAAGCAACAGGAUGUGAUGUGACUGGUUUAGUUCUCAUAAAUGGGAAACAAGAACCGAUUCGUUCAUAUAAAAAAAUCAUUGGUUUUGUACCACAAGAUGAUAUUGUGCAUGGGAACCUGACAGUGGAGGAGAAUCUUUGGUUCAGUGCAAGAUGCAGGCUUUCUGCAGACCUAUCCAAAGCUGAAAAAGUUCUAGUUGUAGAAAGAGUUAUUGAAUCCUUAGGGCUGCAAGCUAUCAGGGAUUCAUUAGUUGGAACUGUAGAGAAGCGAGGCAUCUCUGGUGGACAGCGGAAACGAGUAAAUGUUGGUUUGGAAAUGGUUAUGGAACCAUCACUCUUGAUAUUGGAUGAACCUACAUCCGGUCUGGAUAGUUCUUCGUCUCAGCUACUUCUUAGAGCUCUUCGUCGUGAAGCUGCUGAAGGGGUAAACAUCUGCAUGGUCGUUCACCAGCCCAGUUAUACUCUAUUCAAGAUGUUUGAUGAUUUGAUACUUCUUGCAAAAGGAGGUCUUACAGUCUAUCAUGGAUCAGUGAAGAGAGUUGAAGAGUACUUUUCAGGCCUUGGGAUCAACGUCCCUGACCGUGUCAACCCUCCGGACUAUUUUAUUGACAUCUUAGAGGGCAUAGUUAAGCCUAACACAACCACAGGUAUCAAUUAUAAGCAGCUUCCUUUGCGAUGGAUGCUACAUAAUGGGUAUGAUGUCCCUCGAGAUAUGCUACUUGAUGAUGCUGAAGCUGAAUCCUCAGUUAGAGGCAGCGGAGCAGAUUCUGCUGGCAUUGACCCUGAUGCACAAUCUGUUGCUGGUGAAGUAUGGGAUAAUGUAAAGGAUAGUGUGCAAACAAAAAGAGAUGAUUUAGGGUAUGUAUUUUCAAAUCAUGGAGACUUAUCAAACCGCCGAACCCCAGGUGUUCUUACACAAUACAAGUACUUUUUAGGAAGGGUUGGCAAACAGCGACUUCGUGAAGCUAUGAUACAAGGAGUUGAUUAUAUUAUUCUCGGUCUUGCUGGAGUAUGCUUAGGUAUACUUGCAAAAAUGAAUGAUGAUACCUUUGGGGCAUUGGGCUACACAUACACUGUCAUUGCUGUUUCUCUUCUAUGCAAAAUUGGAGCUUUGAGAUCAUUUUCACUUGAAAAAUUGCAGUACUGGAGGGAGAGAGCUUCUGGCAUGAGCUCACUAGCUUAUUUCCUUGCUAGAGAUACAAUCGACCAUUUCAAUACAAUCAUCAAACCCAUAGUUUUUCUUUCUAUGUUCUACUUUUUCAACAACCCUAGGUCGUCAUUUUGGGAUAAUUAUAUUAUUUUAAUUGCGCUUGUCUACUGUGUGACUGGUAUUGGGUAUACUUUCGCUAUCUGCUUCCAACCAGGAUCAGCACAGUUGUGGUCUGCACUUUUUCCUGUAGUUUUAACUCUUCUAGCAUCUCAGCAGAAUGUUUCCAAGAUCGUGGCAAAUUUAUGUUACACAAAAUGGGCAUUGGAAGCUUUUGUCAUUGUAAAUGCUCAAAGGUACUCUGGAGUGUGGUUAAUCACUCGCUGCCGUUCUCUUUCAGACAAUGGAUAUGAUAUCAAGGUUUGGCUUAUUUCUCUAAUAGUUCUGGCUGCUUAUGGCAUGGCCUUCCGCUGCAUUGCCUUCAUUUGCAUGAUUACUCUGAAAAGGCGUUGAAAGGAUGUGAGCAUAAAAAGGACCUGAAAAGGAGUUUAUUCAUAAUACAUGAUUGGACUCCGUGAUGAUCGAUUUUGAGAUGCGUCAUGUUCUCCAAGAAUGAACAAGGAAUUUAAUCACGUAGAGUGCUUGAUGAUUAGCUCCAACAUGACCACAUUUUCAGUCUACUGAUAGUUUUGAAGUCAAAUAUAACAUUUUCAUGUAUGUAACAUAUUAUUGCUUAUGUGAUAAACUCUUUUAGAAAAUUAACUAUACAUAUAGGUGAAUAGUUAAAGAUGAGAGUUUCUUUUAAUGUUGCCUAUGAUAUGGGGAGUAACGAAGCGUUGAUGCAAUUCUUGAAUUCUUCGUUAAGAUUGCCUAGCAGGAUAUAGCAGUGGAUAAUGGAAUUAUAUGAACUCGACACAUUUGUAUAAUCCCCUGUGAUUGGAUUAGCACCGUGAUUAUAUUCUUCAAUUCUUGAACACUAUAAAAUGCAAAUUGACUAUUUGCU